AUGAAAGCAGUGGGCAUUGUUUUCCUAUUUAACGUUUGGGUGUUGACAUUGGCUGAGUAUCUCAAUCUCCAAAUGGUAGGUUCUUGGGACCGGACACCAUUCAAGCUAAAUGUCCUCGAGACUUUCAGCGCAUAUAACGAGAGUCUGUAUCUUCCCUUGGCUCUCAAGCUUAUUGGCAUCAUACACAACGAAGAAGAAAUUGAAUUAGAGGACACAACCUUAUCGGAUGAGGACUAUUUCAAGUACGCCUGCUCCUUGGUGAAUACCGACGAGCUGGGAUUUAUCGAGACAGAUCUGGCUCUAAGGACGUAUUCACCUCGAAUUGUGGCUCAUUACCAGGAGGAUUACUCCUCAGAAUGCGAUGACGCGUGGCUCAAGCAGGAAAAUAACGUGUAUUGCAAGCCUGACGACGUCUUUGCACUGAAGACUGCAUCUGAGGGUCAUGUGGAGCCAUUGAGGGCCUUUGAUCGAGUCAUUGGCAACAAUGAAAAUGUUCUCAUACUUUACGGUGACUAUGAGUCUGAGAAGUUCCGCAGAUUCUUUGCCAAUCUGUACGAAUCUUCAGUUUCUGGCAAACUUGGGUUCGCUUGGAGAUACACCCCAAGAGAGGAAAAAGAGAAAGAGGUUCUGGCAGGUUAUGGUGUUGAUUUGACACUCAAAAGAACGGACUACAUUGCUAUCGAUGAUAGAGGAUUCACCGAGGAACAGCAGGCGAAGCUGAAGUUCGAGACAAAUCAAGAGGCCCUGGACCCUGUCGACGAUUUUGUUGAUCGACACAUGAAAGAUAUUCCGCAAGUGUCUCAAAAUCAGAUGAAAGGGCUUGUUGGAAAAUUAGUCAACUACGUCACCGAGAAAGGUUCUGAUCUGGGGCUGUUCAGGAAGAUCAUGAUUGAUUUUCCAAAAUACGCUUCUUAUAUAUCUCUCCAGAAUGAGCCUGAAGAAAGAUCUAUGGAAUCUCCAAAUGUCCCAACAGGGAUUUAUAUCAAUGGAGUUCCCGCGACUGAAAAGUUCAUCAGCGUUUUUGAGAUACUGAAGAAGCUUAAGCAGGAGAAACUGAUUGUUGAUAAUCUAUCCUCAGUGGGUGUGGAUAAAAAUGAAGCCAAGAGUUUGUUGUACAGGUUUGCAAACGAAUCGAUAGUCGCUGCAGCCCAUUUGCCCCGGUAUCAAACAAUGGAUCACCCGGGUAUCAUAUUUUUCAACGAUCUUGAAAACGAUCCGGAAUAUGCAGAUCUCCAGAGUCCAAGACUAGCAUACAAGUCAGAAUGGAGUGGAAAAAAAAUCCCUCCUGCAAGAGAAAACAUCCAUGAUCUAGUGCUUGCCAUUAAUCCUACGGAUCCAUUGCAACUUCAGUAUUCCCUAAUGAUGAUCAAUGCUAUUUUGAGGAACUCGAUAUCUCAGAGAGUGGGCAUUGUGCCGCUAGUGAGAACUGAAGAGGACCAGAUAGUCACCGAACAGCUCGUCAAAAUCUACAAGGCCUCAGGACCGACAGAAGCCAUGAGGUACUUGAUGUUGGUGCACGAAGUGAUCAACUCUCCAGGCGUUGGCCUCGACACACUCAAGCAAGUGGACGUUUCCGACAGAGACGAGCUGCUUCGAGACUUGGAAUCUUUCAAGGAUCAGUUUGCGUUGGGAUCCCAACCGCAUGUCAUCGUCAACGGCAUAUUUAUAGAGUUCAGCCAAAAUUGGCAGUACGCUAUGAGCGAGCAAAUUACGGCUGAUAUUCUUUUCCUCAACUCCGAACUAAGACAGAAGAAAAUACCAAGGAAGACUACUUUGAAAGACUACCUCCGACAAGGGGCCCUGGCUAGGCGUGAUCCUUAUUUGAUUCCAGAGACAUUAGACAGACUGCGCUCCUCCUACGUUCCUGCACCAACAUAUGAGACGUACAAAUUACUGAAACAUUUUGGAGGAGAUGAUAAAAUAGUACUCAAUGUUGUGGGAAAGCUUUCAUCAAGGAAAUUCAGAACUCAAGUUGCCGAGGCCUUAAAGAGUGGAAUCAGUCUACGUAUCGUUGAUAUGUCAAAUUCACCAGAAACUGAAACCCUUAAUCAAAUAUUGGACGAUGUGGAGAGCGCUCUCCUGUUUUUGGACGGAGAGUUUACAUCUCUGCCAAUUGACGACUCAAUAUUGUCAACAGUCUCUAAAUGUUUUGGUAUAGAUGAUUUCGCCGAUGAUGACGAAGUUUAUCUGAUCUUAAAUGGACGUCUAGUUGACUUGCAGAAUAGAAAAAUAGUCAGUGCAAAUGACCUUCAGAUUUUGCUAAGCAGAGAAAAGAGCGUGCGAUUGGAUCUACUUGAUCAGGACACUCAUGAUUUUGAGUACAAGUCUUGGGUUGUCACGUCCUCCUUUUACAAUGACGACGGUGACUUCAUAAUAUCUGGACUGCUUCCAAGAUACGAUUUUUCCAAAUCGGGCUCUCUCGUUGAGCAGGGCACUGGAUACAUUGAUGCAGACUUGGUUAUUAAUCCACUUAACGAGCAAGCGCAGUCCAUUCUAGAGCUCAGCAAAGUGUUCGAAAGAUUCGACUUCGUUCGCUUGAGAGUAUGGAUCAAGCCUUCAGAGAAAGAUGAGCUUGGAAUCAAGCGUCUUUAUCGUGGUGUUUUCCCAACCUCUGUCAAGUUCUACGAGAACGGUACUGAAAAGCGCGAUUAUUCUGCUCUUUUCAAUGACGUUCCCGAAAAGACACUGUUCACAGCAGAUGUGGAUGUAAUUCCUUCCUGGAUCGUCUCAAUCAAGGAGGCAAACACUGACCUGGAUAACAUUAAACUGGAUAUUUCCGGGUCGAUCGAUGGAGUCUACGAGCUGAAGUCGAUCUUGGUACAGGGCCAUGCUCGUGAAGGCGUCGAUACCAUUGCUCCUCUUGGACUGGGACUGCAACUGCUGGACGCACAUGGCGUUUCCGUUUCAGACACAAAUGUGAUGGCCAACUUAGGCUACUUCCAACUGAAGGCCAACCCUGGUUUGUGGACACUGAGCACCAAAGAAAUCAUACCCGGUGUGGAGUUCGAGAUCGAGGCAGUUGACACCGAGUUCAAAACCAAGAUAACGCCUCGCCGCGCAGAGAAAGUUGCAAUACUAGACCUGACAGGUGCUAUGCUUUACCCCAUAGUUUCGAGGAAAAAGGCGUCCAAUAGUCUGUUUUCGGGGCUUUCAAAAUCUUUCGGCUCUCUUUUCAAACCCAAGCAAGCCGAAAUCAACAUUUUCACAGUCGCCAGCGGACAUCUCUACGAGCGCUUUUUAGGGAUUAUGACAGCCUCUGUGAUGGCACACACAAAACACACUGUUAAGUUUUGGCUUAUUGAAAAUUACAUGUCUCCAAAGCUUAAAAAACACCUACCCCAACUAGCCAAGCAUUACGGAUUUGAUUACGAGCUAGUCACCUAUAAGUGGCCAACGUGGCUUCGUGGUCAAAGAGAAAAACAACGCACAAUUUGGGGAUACAAGAUCUUGUUUUUGGAUGUUUUAUUCCCACAGGACUUAGAAAAAGUCAUCUUUGUUGACUCGGACCAAAUUGUGAGAACAGACAUGAAGGAGCUUGUGGAUUUGGAUCUAGAGGGCGCUGUUUAUGGCUUCACUCCAAUGUGCGACUCGCGUAAAGAGAUGGAAGGCUUCAGGUUCUGGAAACAGGGUUACUGGAAGACCUUGCUAGGAGAUAAUUUGAAAUACCAUAUCAGUGCUCUGUAUGUGGUCGAUCUCAAAAGGUUUCGUCAAAUUGCGGCUGGAGACAGAUUGAGACAGCACUACCAAUCUCUUUCUGCUGACCCCAACUCCCUGAGCAAUCUAGAUCAGGACCUUCCUAACAAUUUGCAACACACCAUCCCUAUCCAUUCACUUCCUCAAGAGUGGCUGUGGUGCGAGACGUGGUGUGACGAUGAGAGCUUGAAGAAGGCAAAGACAAUCGAUCUUUGCAAUAACCCGUUAACCAAAGAACCGAAGCUUGACAGGGCCAGAAGACAGAUUCCAGAAUGGACCAAGUACGACCAGGAAAUAGAGACCAUCAUCAGAGCAGAUCCGGUGACUCACGAUGAACUAUAG
This is a messenger RNA of Ogataea angusta, 4035 nucleotides long. RefSeq lists its product as uncharacterized. The record is from RefSeq and is a predicted model, not a curated record. Gene Ontology annotation, cellular component: endoplasmic reticulum. The transcript has a single exon. Gene Ontology annotation, molecular function: UDP-glucose:glycoprotein glucosyltransferase activity. The coding region runs from base 1 to 4035 and encodes 1344 amino acids. Lineage: Eukaryota; Fungi; Ascomycota; Pichiomycetes; Pichiales; Pichiaceae.